Messenger RNA from Cokeromyces recurvatus, 1945 nucleotides. Its product is annotated as dynein light intermediate chain-domain-containing protein. The transcript has 9 exons. The record is from RefSeq and is a predicted model, not a curated record. Gene Ontology annotation, biological process: microtubule-based movement; microtubule cytoskeleton organization. Bases 20 to 1810 code for a protein of 596 amino acids. Gene Ontology annotation, molecular function: dynein heavy chain binding. Lineage: Eukaryota; Fungi; Mucoromycota; Mucoromycetes; Mucorales; Mucoraceae. Gene Ontology annotation, cellular component: centrosome; cytoplasmic dynein complex.
AACUUAUUUUUAACAAUAAAUGAGUACAACAGCAACAACAGCAACAACAACAACAACAGCAGCAACAACAACAGCGAAUGAAAAAGAUGAGAUUUGGUCUACUAUCUUGACAGGUGUAGCUUCAUCUAAAAUGGUACCCACUAAGAAAGUUCUUAUAUUAGGUGAUCCCGGAAGUGGUAAAUCAACACUUAUUCAUUACUUAAAAAACGAUCCUGGUCCACAAAUAAUCCAAAAUGAAAAUGAACAAGCAUCUACAACUAGUAAUCCUUCUUUUGGUAUUACAAAUAAUUAUACACCAAUUCCUGUAGAUGACAAUACUACGAAUACACUCGCUUUGAGUUAUAACUUUAUUAAUGUACAAGAUGAAGAUAAUGAAGCCAUUGCACGUUUAGGUGUAUACCAACUUGGUCUUUCAGCUGACGCAUAUUUGCCUUUAUUGAAAUUCGCACUUAGCACAGAUACUUUAGCUGAUUCAGCCGUCAUUAUCGUAUUAGACUGGACGCGUCCAUGGAGAUUUUUAGAAACACUUGAAAGAUGGAUGGAUGUAUUACAGCAUCGUAUAGAUGAGAUUUGUAAAGAAGGAAGUGCAGGUGAAUUAUGGAGCAGAGGAAAAGUAGUAGUCGAUGACCUUAGAGAAAAGAUUGAGCAUUAUCUUCAAACAUAUACCGAGCCUGUUUCUUUAAACACAGCAUUUAAUAUGACUGCAUCUACCUCAACUGGUUCACUCCAGUCCACUCCUUUAGUUACGACAACAACCUCAGCAGAUCAAGUAACAUUACCUUUGACUCAGGGAUGUUUAACUAAUAAUUUAGGUAUUCCUAUUAUUGUUGUUUGCUGCAAGAGUGAUGCUCAGAACACACUUGAACAAACAUUAGAUUAUAAAGACGAGCAAUUUGAUUUUAUUCAGCAGAAUUUACGUUGUAUUUGUAUGAAAUUUGGCGCCGCAUUAUUCUAUACCUCAACUCUUCAACCCUAUACCUUUCAUAAUUUACGUCAAUAUAUUCUCCAUCGUUUAUUAACAAGUCCAUCAAAGACUUAUCCAUUCAAAUUAAAGGCACAGGUUGUUGAACGUGAUUCUGUGCUUGUACCUGCAGGUUGGGAUUCAUGGGGAAAAAUUAGAGUUCUAAGAGAAGGAUUUGAUUGUGAAGGUAUAAAUCAAGGUUGGGAUACCGAUAUAGAUGCUAUCAUAGAUAAACAACAACCCGGGCCUCAUGGAGCAAGAGGAAAUUACGAAGAAAUUAUUCAAAAUCCUAAUUCUAAAGAACAGCCUCUAACUAGUAUCCCUCCUCCUGUUACUUGUGAAGAUGAACAAUCAUUUUUGGAAAGACAUUACGAAACUUUGCAACAUGGUGUUGAAUUACUUAAUCGAAAAGGCACAGGAUCAAUACCCUCAACUAGACCUAGUGUUGUUGGACCACUUGGUGUUUCCUCUGCAACUGUUGAGUUAAUGCGAUCUAGUGAUGACCGUCGUCACAAGGAUUCUUCAUUAGAUGAUUCUCUAAAGUUAUCUUCAAACUCACCAACAAAUAUAAGCAAUAUGUCAUCAGGUUCCAGUUUACCAGCAAUUGAUACAAGUGUUAAUCAACCUGGAGGCCCAUCACAUGAAGUUCUGGCCAACUUCUUUCAAUCUUUAUUGGUUAAAAAGGCUUCAGCCUCUUCUUCCCCUACUUCUAUAUUAGGCAAUGGAGGUAAUGAUGAUGUCUCAUCACCUACUACGAUAUCAUCAGGUAUGGCAAGGAGACCUACAGUUAGUAGAAAAGAUGUUCAUAAGGAAUUAGAUCGUAUGCGACAAUAUGUUAAUAAACCUUAAAUUUAUUUAUUUUUUAAAAAGAAAAGAAAGAUAAAUAUAUACAUAAAUAUAGAUGUGUAUAUGUAGGGAAAUUACCAGCAUAUCAUAUUUAAUAUAGAGAGAUAUUUAAUAAACCUAUAAUACCAUCAUAAAUAA